AUGCGGACCCUGGCCUGGCUGGGCAUCGCCAGCCUGUGUCUGGGGGCAGCUUGGGCUGUCCCAGCCAAGGAGAAGAGGAUGGCAGGGAACCCAAAAGCUGAUCUUGCACUCUACGAAAACCUGGACCUGGACAACUAUGACCUGACGUUGGACAACUACGGUGAGAUCCUUGACCUGAACAACUAUGAGGAGCUCUAUGACUACGGCGACCUUGCUCCGAAGGUCGAGGUUGGCACCCUGGCUCCUCGCCCGAAGGACCCCAUGGCUCUCCCAAACCUGGGCACCACGGCUGAAACCCCGAAGCUGAAGCCUCCAACCACCGCUGGCCCCGUCCGCCCAGCACCCAUCCCCGUGCAGUUCCUGCCCAGCUGCCUGCUCUGCCUGUGCAUCAGCACCUCCGUCUACUGCGACGACACCGACCUGGAGCACAUCCCGCCGCUGCCGCCGGAGACCACGUACCUCUAUGCCCGCUUCAACCGCAUCGGUGCGAUCCGGGCCAGCGAUUUCACGGGACUGAAGAAGCUGAAGCGAAUAGACCUGACCAGCAAUUUCAUCUCCUGGGCAGAUGCGGAUGCCUUCCGCUUGCUCCCCAGCCUGCAGGAGCUCAUCCUGCCCGAGAACAGGCUGACGGCGCUGCCCGAGCUGCCCCGCAGCAUCGUCCGGCUGGACGCCCGUCUCAACAGGAUCCCCAGCACCGGCCUCCGGCCCGAAGCUUUCCGGGACUUGAAGCAGCUGCAGUUUCUCCAUCUGUCCGAUAACCAGCUGGAUUAUAUCCCAGCACCGCUGCCUGAGAGCCUGCGCUCCCUGCACCUCCAGAAUAACAACAUCCAGACCAUGCACGAGGACACGUUCUGCAACAGCCAAGACCACAGCCAGAUCCGCAGGGCACUGGAGGACAUCCGCCUCGAUGGCAACCCCAUCAACCUCAGCCUCUUCCCCAACGCCUAUUUCUGCCUGCCCCGCCUGCCCACGGGCCACUUCUUCUGA
Messenger RNA from Haliaeetus leucocephalus (bald eagle), 987 nucleotides. RefSeq names its product opticin (gene OPTC). NCBI's taxonomy places the organism in Eukaryota, Metazoa, Chordata, Aves, Accipitriformes, Accipitridae. The record is from RefSeq and is a predicted model, not a curated record. The transcript has 6 exons. Gene Ontology annotation, molecular function: protein binding. The coding region runs from base 1 to 987 and encodes 328 amino acids.